AUGCUCGUGUCUUGUAUUAGGCGGCAAGCUGACCGUCGUACUCGUCAUCACAUGAUGCUUGACGGCCAGAUCAACCCUCGUGAGUGGAUGAACUGGCAUCCGAAGGAGUACCAGCCGUGGUAUUUUGAUCGCCAUAAGUUUCUUUAUGAGCGGCAACAAUACGCACACUUUCACCACCUUCUUUGUCAUCAGGUCUUUCUUAAAGAUAUGCUUCAUUUGGUGCAGCACCCAGAACCUUAUACGCACAUUGUCGAUUGUAGGACUUCGCCGCUAAAGAUGCAUCGUUGGGUUCCUCACAGUUGGUGGCUACCAAGGGAUGAAGUUGAGUAUGCUCUUCAACUUACCCCAGACGAGUUUGCUGACAUGUAUGGGUUUCAUAAACCACGUAAGUCAGACGAUGUUAUUCUUGUUUCCCACAACGGCCUUUACUCUGAACAGGCCGGUUGGGAAUGGAAGAAACAGUUUUACCAGCACGUUUACAAUUACCGUGGCGGGACAAAUGAACUGUUUGGGGAGCAAUACAAUGACGUAGCGUUGAAGGAUUCUCUUCCGCCUUGGAAGGGGCCGUUUCCGCAAAGUGGUAUUUUUGUGGAUAAAUGGAGUAAACGGAAGGUCUUGACGCGAACAGGACCGUUUGACCGUCAGUACGAGAUGCAGGACUUUGCACUUCCAGAUCUUGAGCUGGAGAGGCCUCGGCAUCCGGAGGAGGGUCCCCGGCAAAACAUGCCGUAUGGACUCCAGUAA
Trypanosoma cruzi is the source of this 744-nucleotide messenger RNA. RefSeq lists its product as uncharacterized. Gene Ontology annotation, cellular component: mitochondrion. Bases 1 to 744 code for a protein of 247 amino acids. The record is from RefSeq and is a predicted model, not a curated record. Lineage: Eukaryota; Euglenozoa; Kinetoplastea; Trypanosomatida; Trypanosomatidae. The transcript has a single exon. Gene Ontology annotation, molecular function: thiosulfate-cyanide sulfurtransferase activity.